UUGAUGCAUCAUAGGCUCCGACGGUGUUGAUGUAUAAGGUCUUCUAUCGAAACUACGAGAUGAGCGUAAGUCUGAAGUUGCUGCUGUAAACAUUGGCGUUUUGGCCAAUGUCGAUUUCGGAGCAGUUUCGGAUGGUUUCACAUUAGAGGCUUCGCUUGUGAUUGCAGGUGUUUUAGGUGUAGAAGCUCGCACAGAUGGUGUCCUUCUCAAGCUUGGUUUCUUUGCCGGUGACAUUUUUGGCGAUACCUUCGCUGGUGAUAACACUCUUCUUUUUGCAGACCUGGAACGCGAAGGCGCUUUCGUUGUUGCCUUUUUUUGUUUCGGUUCAGACUUCGGCGUUGACAUCUUACGGCGAGCCGGUGAUUUCGAUGUCUUACGGGUUCGAGAUACUGAUCUGGCCUAA
This is a messenger RNA of Strongylus vulgaris, 403 nucleotides long. NCBI's taxonomy places the organism in Eukaryota, Metazoa, Nematoda, Chromadorea, Rhabditida, Strongylidae. The record is from the annotation of a GenBank genome assembly.